UUUAUACGAGUCAGCCUCACUUCAGAGGACGCGGACAGCAAAGCCGUGCCUGAGGGACCCCCUCCGGACAAAGCGGGGAAGGCAGCAGAGCCACGGGGCUCCCUACACCCGGCUGACCCGCCACGUCCGCGGGUAGGGAUGCCCGGCGGUGCCCCUGGGGAGGGAGACGGCGCCGCGGGCACCCCGCGCCACAGGGGCUGCCUCUCUCCUCUCUCCGCUCGGCCCCGGCCCGGCCUUUCCUGCUGUCCGGCCGCCAUUUUGUGGAGCUGAGGCAGACCCUCAGGCGGGCCGGCCUGCUCCAGGCCCGGCGAGCGCGGCCCUGGCGCGGGAGGCGGCGGCGCAGGUUUGAAUAGCUUGUAAUUAACAUCAUCAUUUGCAAAUGCAAUGGAAGAGGGCAAGACUGAAGAUGUCCAGGAUAUUCUACAACUUAACGUAGGAGGCUGUUUAUACACAGCCAGGCGUGAGUCUUUAUGCCGCUUUAAGGAUUCAAUGCUAGCUUCUAUGUUUAGCGGACGCUUUCCUCUGAAAGUUGAUGAAUCAGGAGCAUGUCUAAUUGAUCGAGAUGGAAGCCUGUUUAAAUAUCUUUUGGACUAUCUUCAUGGAGAAGUUCGGAUUCCUGAAGAUGAACAAAUUCGAAUUGCAUUGCAGGAGGAAGCAGAUUAUUUUGGCAUCCCUUACCCAUACAGUCUGUCUGACCAUUUGGCCAAUGAAAUGGAGACUUAUUCUUUAAGGUCAAAUAUAGAGCUUAAAAAGGCUUUGUUAGAUUUCUGCAAUUCUUAUAAUUUAGUUUGUACCAAGCCUACAGUUUGGGUCCUGCACUAUCUCCACACUUCUGGAGCAAGCUGUGAAAGUAAAAUUAUUGGUGUGUAUGCCACAAGAGCUGAUGGGACUGAUGCAAUUAAUAAGGAGCUAGGAACGAAAAUUCAUAGUAAAAGCAUUUACAAAAGAGAAGUGGGAAAUAACGUCCAAUACAUCUGGAGCUAUUACUCUGUAGCUGAGUUGAAAAAGAUGAUGGAUGCUUUCGAUGCCUGGGAAGGGAGAGGUGUCAGCUACUGGAGAGUGCCUCGGGAGCUGAUUGAAUGUUGGACUCUUGAAGAACGCCCUUUGAAAGGGAGUUUCCAUCAUAUGCUUCCAGUUCAUAAAAGACGAUUAAUCAACUUUACUGAAGAGGAGGACUAUUUACCAUGUAAAGUGGGUCCCAAGCCAAUUAGAUUCUCAGGUCCCUCAACAAGCACCCAUAUCAAAGUCAAGAAUUCAGCUGCAUUAAAGGUAGCUGCUUGCAAUGCUGCUCCUUCUGCAGUGACUCUUAAGCGACCCAACAGCCAAAGUCUGACGCUGCACAAAGUACCUUCUAAAACUCCAUCUGCAACACACACACGUGACUCCCAGGUGCCCUGUGGAAGGCAGGGGGCUGACAACGGGACACCAUCUCAAGCCACUUUCAAGAGCGCAGCCUCUAGGAAGCCCGUAGGCAACCGGGUAGUAAAGCUGAAGCGAACUCCUCUCAUGGCACCAUCUUGGCCACCUUCUUCUGCGUCCAGUAAAACAAAGGAAGAGGACAGAGCUGCUGUUGAAACUCCUGCUACUUCUAUGGUACUAAACAAGAAAGAACCAGCUGUAUUAGCAGAGAGUAUUAAGCUUAAGAAUGAUCAAGUGGAUGGAUAACGCCUGACUCAGCCUGACAGACUGGAUAGCUUUGCAUCAUUUGGUCAAAGAAGAGAUCAUCAUCUCAUGUGGUCAUUUAUUCAAAUUCAAUUCAUUCAACGAUGAUGAAAAAGUUCGUGAAAAGCAUAGGGAUAAAUUGUUUUAAGUGAGCACUGCAGUGUGUUUUCUGCUUUAUUUCUAGGUAUAUUUUAGAUGUUGGGAAGGGAGAAAGAAAAAUUGAUUGAAGAAACCCUCGAACACAGGGCACGUGCAGUCUAACACUACAGCAUCUCACCUUUGUAUUUCUGUCAGGCUACACCAGUAGAACUGACCUUUUUAAAGGGAGCAUGUGCACAGCAAAGAAGACUCUUUACCAACUUUAACUAACUCUAGUUAAUGUUAACUGUGAUUUCCUCUAUCUGCAUAUUUAAAGUGAGGGAAAAUAGGUAACAAUAAGUAGCUUUUAUUAGAUAAAAGUUUGCCACAAGUGUGCAACAUACAGAGUACUGUGCAGAUUCCCUAAGUUGAAUGCACUUACUGGUACUUAUGGUGAAGAUAUUUUCUUAUUAAGAGCAAUUAAGGGAACCACCGUUGCUUGUACGCAGUGAGAAAACUCAGCAAUACAGGAAGGGAAAGGGGUGCCUGGGGAGAAAACAAAUUUUCCAUUGACCCGAGGCAUAUGGGUACUAUUUUCCUAACGUGGUGUGACCUGGAGGGGACAACAAAGCAGUUAACAAAGGUGAACUGAUUUGAAGAAAGGUAAAAGAACCCCUCCUUCCCCCAGAGCAGGACAGAGGAGACCUUCUUGUACGAGGGUAAAUUUCGAGUAAUGAUACUGUGUUGAAGAGCUGCUGUAUGUUUUUAUCAGCAGAGGAAAGCCAAGUUUGGCUCACUGAUUUUAAAAAGGCCUUUUAGUUGUUUGAAUCAGUGAACAAAACCUGGCUUUGUUUUUGUGCCCUUGCCUGCUUACAGCUGGGUGCUGGGGUUUUUUGUUGGUUUUGCUACUGCUUUUGCUUUUCCAGCACAGUAAAUACUGCUGUUCCUAAACGCUGAGAAGUCCUAUCACGUUGCCAAAUGCAAUGUUCUUAAAAUUCCUGAGACUAUUAGAAUUAUAGAAGGGUUCUUUAAAUGUUUUAUUUUCUAGAUCAUUUAGAAGCAAUCACAUUUUCAGGCUUUUCUCCUAACCACUAGGACUUGAAACGUUUGCACAAGUGAAAACCCCAAAUUUUCAUGUACUAACAUAUUUUUAGAGGAGACCCUUUGCCAUUUACAGCAGUCACUGUAAAGGUGUGCAAUACUGUAAUUUUCUGCUAUUGGUGUGUAUAUUGAAGACCAGCUUACCUUUAGAAUCUUUAAACUAAUGUUUUUUCUUAAAAAAUAAACCUAAAAAAGCAACAA
Calidris pugnax (ruff) is the source of this 3042-nucleotide messenger RNA. RefSeq names its product potassium channel tetramerization domain containing 18 (gene KCTD18). The coding region runs from base 385 to 1665 and encodes 426 amino acids. The record is from RefSeq and is a predicted model, not a curated record. Gene Ontology annotation, biological process: protein homooligomerization. The transcript has 7 exons. Lineage: Eukaryota; Metazoa; Chordata; Aves; Charadriiformes; Scolopacidae.